AUGGAGAGUGAAAAAACCCCUAGUCUUUAUCCCAGUCUUAAUCCAGAUACUUUGGUCGAAACUGCAGGCGAGAAACCAACGGUCAUCCAAAAUCCAACCGAGGAUCGUCCAGGGAAAAAGCCUUACAAUGAAUCGGCAGAAAUUCAAAGGGAAAUGCGAAAACUGCGUGAGCGAGACGAGGAAGAAUUUCACAAGAAGCAACAAGAGAUUAGGAGGAGGAUCGAUAAUCACUUGAACCAGCACGGAGGAGACUUGGCGCAUCUGUUUAGUCAACAUGUUCCCAAUGAAGUGAAUUGCGUUCAGCUGACCAGUUUUGGAGUCUCGAAGAACGUCCACACCACGAAGAUUCCACUACCGCUACCCUUGAACCACGAAAUUCUCAUCCGCGCUUACUCUUGCGGUGUCAAUUUCAAUGACAUCAUGACUCGCAACGGAAUGUUGGACACUUGGGUUCACACUCUAAAAACGCCUUUCAUCAUGGGAAGUGAAGUUGCUGGCGAAAUUGUCGGACUGGGGAGAAACGUUACAAAUUUUAAGUUUGGAGAUCGUGUUAUGGCUCUACCGGAACGCAAAGCCUGGAGUGAAUAUGUUGUCUGUCGGGAGGAAUACUGCUUCAAAAUUCCUGAUCAGAUGAGCUAUCACGAAGCUGUAGCUUUGACCGUCGAUGGAAUCGUAGCCCAUUCCUUGCUAUUCCAAAUGGGGAAUCUAAGCCCUGGCAAAGCUGUUCUCCUACACUCGACUCCUGGGGGAUUGGGUACGAUGGUGACUCAAAUGGUACGCACCGUGCCCAAUACUCGCAUCUUCAAAAUUGCCAUGAACAAAGAAGAGGUACAAGGCGAGUCUGCCGACCGGAUCGUCAAUUACAUUGAUCAUGAUGCUGAUUACGUUACCGAAAUCCGUCAUAGUUCACCUCAUGGAGUUGAUUUGGUACUUGACUGUCAAUACGAGGACAAUUUCCAGCGCGAUUUCAAUCUGUUGAGACCAAUGGGCAAGUAUAUCCUGUUCGGAACUCAGGCAGCUAUCAACCGCGGAUUUCUCGACAGCGCUAGAUCUUGGUGGGGCCAAGAAAAAGUGUCGCCAUUGAAACUCUACGAGGAGAACAAGAGCAUCUGUGGCUUCAACCUGCGUAAUCUGUUGUACUUCCAGAAGGAUCGCCGCUACAUCCGCGAAUUGUUCGACCGAAUCUGCACAAUGUGGGAAGACGGCGAGAUCCAGGCUGUUUAUGACUGCGUCCUUCAGUUCGAUGAUUUCCCUGAAGCUCUGCAGCGCAUGCAGGAGCACGGACAGAACGGCAAAAUCAUUCUUGAUCCAAGAAUGACGAAACAAGAAUCGCUUCACGAGCGUGACUACUACGUGUUGGCCGAGAGGAACGUGAAACAGCGUCACUGGCAAGAGAAACCUUUGCUGAACAAACUAGGAUUCCCAGAGCCGGGCGAAUUGGUCGAAGAUGAGGAAUUGGCUGCAGAGAACAAGGAGCGUGCCAGGCAGCAACAGCAAGAGGAAAUGCAGAAGAAAAUCCUGGAACAACAACAACAACAUACCACUGGAUUAAUGCCGAAUUUGUUUCCGGUAGGAAGCUCUCGCGGUCACGAACGUUCCACUUUGGACACCAUCAAAGAAAAGCUAACUCCAAGUUUUCUCUCUAGAGAAUCUGCAGAAGGUACGAUGCCGCAAGCGAACAUUGAGACGGUAGGAAUUGCCCCCGUUGGCAUGAUAAUUGGGGAGCCUACAUUAGUUACUACUCAAGACACCUUCCCGCAGUUGCCGAACCCACCACCAUUAUCUCCUUAUUCGGUUGAGAAUGUACUAUCCCACAUAUCGAGUUCUAACGAACCAUUGAUGUCUCCUACGUCGACGAUCUCACCCCAGGGCUUUCCAUCAAUGGAAACGCAGCAACCCAUUCUAUCGAAAGAAAAAGUUGAGUUGACGCUUCCGAUGACCACUAAAGAAAUGAAAGAUUUCAAGGAGGAAAUUCCCGGAGCUCUUCAGGAAGAGAGAAAACAGCACACGGGCUUCAUGGAAAAACUUCGUAGUGAAUAAAUAUCCAUGAGAAAACGUUUCAUCAGGUGGCCUCAAGAAAACGUUUCGGCCUCUAGCGACUAAGAAAAUUUCUUCCUUAAAUCAGAUUCUUAUUUCAGAAAAUAUUGUUUUACAGUAGAAUAGUUUGAUUCGCUUGGAAAUACAAAAAUACCGCAUUAA
Daphnia pulex (common water flea) is the source of this 2199-nucleotide messenger RNA. Its product is annotated as synaptic vesicle membrane protein VAT-1 homolog-like. NCBI's taxonomy places the organism in Eukaryota, Metazoa, Arthropoda, Branchiopoda, Diplostraca, Daphniidae. The transcript has 12 exons. Gene Ontology annotation, molecular function: oxidoreductase activity. Bases 1 to 2040 code for a protein of 679 amino acids. The record is from RefSeq and is a predicted model, not a curated record.